CAAAUCGUGGAUUUUGGAUUGGAUCUUCUAUGUCAAGUCAGACCAAAAUUGGAUAAUAUUGCGACGUUUUCUAGUUUUUGAUCAUUUUACUUUGAACGACCUGUGUUUUGGUCCAGAGCGUCAUCGAUGCAUGCUGCAAUAGACUGAAAAGAAUUACAUUACUGUUUUUAGGUUGAUGAUUUUUGUGCUGUUUGUUUCAGAUUUGACCCCAAUUAAAAAAAAUAAUUACUUCAAAACUUUAAUGAUUUUAUUACUUUUCUGUAUUUACAGUUCAUUAACUCAACACAAGAUGCGACGCUCCAGAGAAGUCAGUUGAAAUGCCAAUUUUGUGGAUGGAUUGCUCAAAGACCGGAAAGCCUCCAAGCCCAUUUGAAGAAACACAUGGGGCAAAAACCCUAUGAGUGUGAUCUUUGUGGUGUGUCCUGCUCGUACAGAAGUGAACUUAAAGUUCAUAUGAGAAUCCACACAGGAGAGAAACCACAUGCCUGUCAAAUCUGUGGGAAGGGUUUUGCUCAGAGCGGAACAUUGAGAAGACACAUGAUUGUUCAUAUGUCAGAAAAUAGAACUAAUUUUCCGUAUUUACAGCGUGUCUCAACAUCACCAAUAGAAACUUUGACCAAAAUCAGGAAGAAUUAUUCGACGAUGUGUCAGGUUUGUGGAUAUAGUGCGCUUGAUUAUGCGGAGAUGAGAGUUCAUAGAAGAAGCCACCAGGUGGACCGCCCCUUCAAGUGUGAUUUUUGCAGUUAUUCGGCUUAUCAGAGGUGUGAUUUACGAAAGCACAUAAGGACCCACACAGGAGAAAAACCAUAUAAAUGUGACAUAUGUAGCAAAGCAUUCACGCAGACAUCUCAUCUGAGGCAGCACAUGGUUCACAUAAGGACCCACACAGGAGAAAAACCAUAUAAAUGUGACAUAUGUAGCAAAGCAUUCACGCAGACAUCUCAUCUGAGGCAGCACAUGGUUGUACAUCUGAAAUUGCAACUUUAA
Molecule: messenger RNA, 987 nt
Organism: Lineus longissimus
Lineage: Eukaryota; Metazoa; Nemertea; Pilidiophora; Heteronemertea; Lineidae
Product: zinc finger protein 596-like
Exons: 3
Coding region: 382-987 (201 amino acids)
Biological process (GO): regulation of gene expression
Cellular component (GO): nucleus
Source: RefSeq, a predicted model, not a curated record